ACAGCAUUUUUUUAUUUGUGAACCAUUCUUUGCUGUGAGACCACAACAAUGAGGCUGAUUUAUUGCUGCCUCCUGGCAGUUGCUCUGCUCAGCUAUCUGGCUGAUGCGGGCAAACAUCAAAACCCUGAGUGGCCACCAAAACAUCCACAUCCAUGGCCACAGAAACAUCACCCUCCGCCUCCACCUCCGCCGCAACAGAAACAUCAUCAUCAUCAUCAUCAUCAUCACCCUCAGAAGCCACGGGCACCUCAAGAUUCUCAGUGGCCACAGGCACCUCAGGAUCCUCAGCGACCUCAUGACCCUCAGAAGACUACACCUCCGAAUCCUCAGAAACCCCAAAUACCAACACAAACAUUUCACAGCUGCGAAGUGGAAGCACAAGCCAAGAUUCAUUGUGGUGCUCCGACCAUAAGUGCCUCAGAGUGUGAGGCCAUAAACUGCUGCUUUGAUGGAAAAAUGUGCUAUUACGGUAAAUCUGUGACUCUUCAGUGCACCAAAGAUGGCCAGUUCAUCAUAGUUGUAGCCAGAGAUGCCACCCUACCCAACAUUGACUUGGAGUCAGUUAGUUUGCUUGGAUCUGGCUCAAAUUGCCAUCCUGUUGGUACAACUUCAGCCUUCGCUAUUUACCAGUUCCCCGUCACUGCAUGCGGCACCGUGAUGAGGGAGGAGCCUGGUGUUAUAAUUUAUGAGAACAGGAUGUCGUCUGCGUACGAAGUGGCCGUUGGACGUCUUGGAGCCAUUACCAGGGACAGCCAAUAUGAGCUGUUUGUCCAGUGCAGAUAUAUUGGCACUGCAGUUGAGGCUGUGGUCAUUGAGGUUGGUUUGGUUCCUCCACCACCCCCAGUUGCAGCUCCUGGACCCCUGCGUGUGGAGCUCAGGCUGGGCAAUGGAAUAUGUACUGUCAAGGGUUGUGUUGAAGAGGAUGUGGCCUACACUUCCUUUUACACUGAUGCUGACUACCCCGUCACAAAGGUUCUCAGAGACCCAGUGUAUGUUGAGAUCCGAAUGCUAGAGAGGACUGACCCCCAUCUUGUUCUAACUCUUGGAAGAUGCUGGGCAACUAUAAGUGAAUAUCCUCAAAGUCUUCCCCAGUGGGAUUUGCUGAUUGGCGGCUGCCCCAACCCCGAUGAUCGUUAUCUAACCCACCUUGUUUCUGUGGAUCCUUCAUCUGGACUAAUGUAUCCAACUCACUACAGGCGCUUUGUUUUCAAAAUGUUCACUUUUGUAGGAGCUUCAGCAAGUGAUCCAACCAAGAAGGCACCUGCUGAUCCAGGAUUAAAUCCUUUGAAAGAAAAGGUGUAUAUCCACUGUAAUGUUGCUGUGUGCCAACCUUCUCCUUCAAAUACUUGUGAACCAAGCUGCCACAGACAGAAGAGAGAGAUUUCAAGUUCUACCAAGAAACUCUACAGAGAGGAGACCACUGUGGUUAGCAGCAAAGAGGUUAUCAUGGUUGACACAAGUGCUGAGUAACAACAUCCCAGAAGAGUGUUCUCAUCAAGUCUAUGUCCCUGAUUUCUCCUGACAUUAAAAUAAAACUUAUAUUGGCUGA
Messenger RNA from Melanotaenia boesemani (Boeseman's rainbowfish), 1549 nucleotides. RefSeq names its product zona pellucida sperm-binding protein 4-like. Gene Ontology annotation, biological process: binding of sperm to zona pellucida; prevention of polyspermy. Lineage: Eukaryota; Metazoa; Chordata; Actinopteri; Atheriniformes; Melanotaeniidae. The transcript has 8 exons. The record is from RefSeq and is a predicted model, not a curated record. The coding region runs from base 49 to 1470 and encodes 473 amino acids. Gene Ontology annotation, molecular function: acrosin binding; structural constituent of egg coat. Gene Ontology annotation, cellular component: egg coat.